CUACAGGUACGACCCCCACAGUGACCCCCGCCUCCACCCGGGCCAAAUACGUGAGGUAUGCCUCUGAAAUGACACUGACAGUGAGGCUGCAGAAUGGACAGACAGGGGAGAACACUGCCAAUAAAGAGGGCAGAAUCUUUCCUCCAUACCUCCAGAUAAAAUAUCUGACGGCCAAGGAGGAAGACAUUGGAACUGGGAUUGAAGUGGAUUUCUCCUUUUCCACAGUGUACACAAUGCCCCAGGAGAAGUUCAGCCAGGACGUGGGUAUCGCCAUGGCGGUCUUUGGUGUCAUGGCGGCCAUUUGGGGUCUUGUGAGAACGUGGUCAUGGUACAAGAGGACCGGCAGAGUGGGCAUCGACUUUCUGACCCUCAUCAAAUUUGUGCUGUACUCCAUGGGGGCAGUGGGAAACGCAUUCUUUGUGGUGAUGAUGGGGGCAGCCUUCUGGUUUCUGUUGUUUUUCAAGAACCAAGGUAUAGCGUUACUCGUCCCUCAAACCAGAGAGCAAGAGAACAUCUAUGUCAUCUACAUCUCAGUGGCAUUUGCUCUGAAAGUCAUAGAUCUCAUCCACAUGUUCAUCAUGCACAGCACCAUAGACAUAUUCCUCAUAGACUGGGAACGCCCUAAAGGUAUGACCAAAAAGGAAGAGGGCGUCGUCGAGGAACCUGUUUCAAUAUGGCGGACAUAUUUCGUCGCAAAUGAAUGGAAUGAGAUUCAGACGUUCAGGAAGAUCAAUACAAUAUUUCAGAUUAUGAUGGUGGUGUUUUUACUUCACGUUGUUGGGUUUGAGAACUACGCGACAAGGGAUGCGUACAGUCGUCUUCACUUCUCCGACACCAACUACCGCGCCCCCUACAGUCUGGUGUUUAGGUUUGCUCUUGGAGCCACUGUUUAUCUGUUGACAGGGAUAGUCCAGUGGAUCUGGUUCACGUUCUUCUACGAGCGUUUCAUCUCAGACCCAGUGCGUGAGUUUGUGGACCUGUGCUCCAUGGCUAACGUGAGUGUGUACAUCAUGGAGAACUAUCUGUACGGCUACUACAUCCAUGGGAGGUCUGUCCACGGCAAGGCUGACACUGGACUCAAGGACAUGUUUGACAACUUGAAGAGGGAGGAGAAUAACAUGUGUGGCCAGAGAGGCCUGUUACCCAACACAGAUCAGCAGACAUUCCGUAUGGCACUGCCCCGGAGGAUGAGGCAGCAGUACGACAAGAUCCUCUUGCCACUCCAGGCACAGGCUGGUCAACCCCAGAGCCGUAUGGACAGAGGACCCAGUGGACAGGGGGCCUCACAGUUUGAGAAGGCGGUCACUGCGUAUGAAACGGUCAACAGGCUGCUGUCCUCUUUCAUUGAUCAUGCCCUCCGUGAUAUUGACUACAUAGUAAAAGAUAAACUGCUAUUUGAAAAUAUACUGGAUGCAGAAUUUGAAGACACCACCCUCAGAGGCCAUUUUUAUAAUGACAGUGGUCAUUCCUUUGACGGUGUUCUUUUCUAUGGCAAUGAGGUGACACUGUUCAUAUUUGAUCUCCUGUUCUUCAACAUUGUGGAUCUGAUAGCACAAAACUUUGUCCUGGCCGGUGUUCUCACUUAUGUUAUGACUCAGCUCAUUGUGAUGCUUCGGGACUUCAGUGGGAAGAAAAAUCUUGCCAAAAAGACAUUAGUGGAUGAACGCUUCCUGAUAUAGAGUCCAGUUUUUUUCCUGUACUUAUUCAGUUUGAGGAAUUGAUGAUCUCCAUUUGUUCUUUUGCAGUUAGACAGUAGAAGUUAUUUUUUUAAAAGGAAACUAAAGUAGAAGGCCUGCAUCAAAUUUUGUAUUGUAUGCUUGUUGACCUGACAUUGUAAAGGUCAACUUAAUAAUACCUUGAUUUUACCAUUGUUCAGCACUUUGCUUAUAAAGAGAACUGAAUUUGCAGAAAGUCUAGAGCUUACAUUCGUGCUGUGUGUUAUCCAUCUUGCAGCCUUACUUUUCGUUCGAAUCAGCAGAACUCGUGAUGUUUAACAAAGGUUAAUGUGCAUAUGACUUAAUUAAAUUUUAUCCUUUGGUUUAUGAAAUACAAAGGUGUCAGCAGAUUUUAUGUUCUUUCACAAUGUUAUUCCAUUUUGAUGCCAGAAAGAUUAAGAAAUGGUUUGUAUCAAAUUUAAUUUUAAUGUGUAAAUCUGUGUAUUUUGUACAUGUAUAGGACUUUUGUAGUGUAUAUUUAUGUAUAGUGCACAUGUGUCUGUGUGAUAUAUGAAGUGGUGCCAAUAGCAGUAACCAUUAUAUAUUUUUGUUUAUGAACUCUUGUGAACAUGAUAAAUGUAUAUUUUGUGUAAUUGCUUUGGAUAUUAUGCAUUUUAUUAUUAAAUGCCUGAAUAAUUAUUUUUUAAAACGAUACACUUGUAAAGAGAUGUUUGUGUGUGAAAUUAUAUUCUGUUGUCCGUCCAUUGAACAAAAAUAAAGAGAAACAUGCUUGAAUUUGGAAA
Lingula anatina is the source of this 2458-nucleotide messenger RNA. RefSeq names its product meckelin. Gene Ontology annotation, biological process: cilium assembly. The record is from RefSeq and is a predicted model, not a curated record. NCBI's taxonomy places the organism in Eukaryota, Metazoa, Brachiopoda, Lingulata, Lingulida, Lingulidae. Gene Ontology annotation, cellular component: ciliary transition zone; MKS complex.